GCAGGCUCUACUACGCAUGUGUCAGGCUGCCCUAGCUUGGCCGUGGGACGGCGUCGACUCACGUGAGGGACCUUUUCAACGCGUGGAAGGUCUCUCGCUUGACCCCGCGGUAAUCGGGACUACGAUUUGAAAUCUUGCCUAUAUCGAGAUUGAGAUGUCUGCCAAUGAGAAUGCUGCCCGUCUCAACAGGUUCAAGAAUAAGGGAAAGGAUUCUAAUGAAAUGAGGAGGAGGCGGGUGGAAGUCAACGUGGAGCUGAGGAAAGCCAAAAAAGAUGAGCAGAUGCUUAAAAGAAGAAAUGUUAGCACUUUUCCUGAUGAUGCCACAUCCCCUCUACAGGAGAACAACCGGAACAAUCAAGCCACUGUCCACUGGUCUGUUGAAGAAAUAGUUAAAGGCAUCAACAGCAAUAAUGUGGAAUGCCAGCUGCAGGCAACACAGGCUGCCAGGAAGCUCCUAUCCCGAGAAAAGCAGCCCCCUAUAGACCAGAUAAUCAGAGCUGGCUUGAUCUCAAAGCUGGUGACCUUCUUGGGAAGAGUAGAUUGCAGCCCUAUUCAGUUUGAAUCUGCUUGGGCCUUGACCAACAUUGCCUCCGGCACAUCAGAGCAGACAAAAGCUGUCGUAGAUGGUGGAGCAAUACCUGCCUUUAUUUCCUUGCUGGCUUCCCCCCAUAUGCACAUCAGUGAGCAAGCUGUGUGGGCUUUGGGAAAUAUUGCAGGGGACGGUUCUUCCUACAGAGACCUGGUCAUUAAAUAUGGCGCACUUGAACCACUUUUGGCUCUGCUUGCUGUUCCUGAUCUCUCUUCAAUCGCUCUUGGCUACCUGCGCAACGUAACCUGGACUCUGUCAAACCUCUGCCGUAACAAGAACCCUGCGCCGCCCAUAGAAGCUAUUGAACAGAUCCUUCCUACUUUGGUUCGCUUGCUGCACCACCAUGACCAUGAAGUCUUGGCAGAUACAUGCUGGGCUAUUUCUUACUUGACUGAUGGCCCGAAUGACAGGAUUGAAGUGGUGGUGAAAACAGGGCUCGUGCCGCAGCUGGUGAAGCUCCUGGGAUGUGGAGAAAUUCCCAUAAUGACGCCUUCAUUAAGAGCCAUAGGAAACAUUGUCACGGGCACUGAUGAACAGACACAGAUUGUAAUAGAUUCAGGAGCACUCGCUGUCUUCCCCAGCCUGCUUACUCACCACAAAAACAACAUACAGAAAGAAGCGGCAUGGACCAUGUCUAACAUCACUGCCGGCCGGCAGGACCAGAUCCAGAAGGUUGUGGACCACGGGCUUGUCCAAUAUCUCAUUGGCAUCUUGACAAAGGGAGACUUCAAAUCGCAAAAGGAAGCGGUGUGGGCUGUGACCAACUUCACAAGUGGUGGAACAAUUGGCCAGAUCAUAUACCUUGUUCAGGCUGGUGUGGUGGAACCACUGUUGAACCUGCUGGUGGUUAAGGAUAGCAAAACCAUCCUAGUGAUACUGGAUGCCAUUAAUAAUAUAUUUGCGGCAGCUGAGAAGAUAGGCGAGACCGAAAAGCUUUGCCUCAUGGUUGAAGAGUAUGGUGGCUUGGAUAAGAUCGAAGCUCUACAGUCCCAUGAAAACGAGCAGGUGUACAAGUCUGCGGCAAACCUGAUUGAAAAGUAUUUCUCAGCAGAGGAAGGAGAAGAUGAGAGUGUUGUCCCGGAAUCCAGCACCGAUGCAUACAAUUUCCAGAUUCAGGACACUUCCAACGCGUUCAACUUCUAGCUGUUCUGUGUGACACAGCAUUCAACCUUCUCUAAUCUGUCUUGUCUGUCUCCUUCAUCUUGUUUUUACUGCCUUUCUCUCUUUUUUCUACAUCAAAUGUGAAGUAGCACUUCGUUACCACUGAAAUGUACUUGAACAGUUCAUGGCAGGGUGUUUAUGCUUUGUGAACUAGCCAAACUGUCUUCCUCUACCUUUUUUUUUUUGUAUAAUUGUAAAUUCUUUAGUUCUGUGUCUUUGAACUAACCUUCAGCAGUGAAGGAUUUGCUGGAAUUUAGGCUGCUCCAGAUGGUAUUUGGAAGAAAACAGCAUGUGGGCUCUGGACUUCCUGAUAACCCCCCUGGCCUGCUAAACACACAUGCACACAGAGCACAAGGGAUGUGGUCAUAUCCUGGCAACAUAGCCAUCUCAUUGGAGUUUGGGCUUCCUUGACUUUCAGGGCAAAAGCCUUCCAAAUACUUUUUAAAGAGUUCUUGUUCAAACUUAAUAAACUGGUAUCUGCAUAUAAGCAAAGCUGUUAAUCUCUUCUUUGAAGAUGCAAAAUAGCGCCUGUAGCUGUUGAACUAUAAAAUACAAUGAUUAAAAUACGCAGGAACAAUUCAGUUGUGGAAACAAAGCAUGCAACAAAAGAGACAAUUCGAAAGCAUGAUUAAAAGGUUUUUUAAAAAGUUGAUGGAAAUGAAAAAAAUGGGUGUGUAAAGAGCUAGGGAGCAAUGCGAUGGUUGGAUUAUUGCUCUUCACACAAGGCGCAGGCUCUUUAGGAGAAGCAAAGUGAUCGUUUUUUACUUUUGUCACUAUCUGUCUCCAGUCCUGAAUUUGUUAAAGGAGUUUGAUUGCGUGCUGUUCUAGAUAAUGCACUUAGAAUAGUGAUAGCUGGUGGAAAAGGAUGCUCACCUUUGUCUCUGCAUUGCUGCUGGCUGGAUCAUACCU
Messenger RNA from Zootoca vivipara (common lizard), 2659 nucleotides. It is a transcript of the gene KPNA2, whose product is annotated as karyopherin subunit alpha 2. Gene Ontology annotation, biological process: protein import into nucleus. Gene Ontology annotation, cellular component: cytoplasm. Gene Ontology annotation, molecular function: nuclear import signal receptor activity; protein binding. Lineage: Eukaryota; Metazoa; Chordata; Lepidosauria; Squamata; Lacertidae. The record is from RefSeq and is a predicted model, not a curated record.